UGUCAGCGGUGUCAGCCGGCCAACUUUGCUUGUUUUUGAUUGAGUUUCAUUCCGAUAGUUUUGUUACAUGUCGUGCACGUAGACGUUCGUCUGCACCGUGGCGGUUAAACAUUGUUUUUAUUCGAAAACUCAUAUCUGAACAUGUGGAAUCAGCAUAACCAACUUCAAACUCAGAUGCUGAUUCGUGCUGACGAAGAUAAAAUGAAUGAUUGUGUGUGAUGUGUGAAAUAGUGAACAGGUGACAUACAGUUCAAACCAUAUGUUUCAGUUUUCCUACACGUUCCCCUCGACCAUAUCAAAACAUACCGUGUGGCGAAUCAUCGUAGUUUUAAAUGAAAGGAAAAAGCGAAGCGAUUUCUGUUCAGAUGAAUAAAAAUGUCAACAGAAGGAAGCGGCGAGACCACCUCGACUGUACCAAGUUUGCCAGGGGCACCGGAGCAGACGUAUCUAUUUCCGAAGGCGAAGGGGCACUCGAGGUCGAUAAGCCAUGGGGGGACUCCGAUGCUCGCGGGGAAUCCGGCGGCGGCGCGGCCUCUCAAGUCGGCGCUGCGAGGGCACCAGCGCGCGCUGUCGCACGGCCAGAUCGGCGAGGGCGGGCCGCGCGCCGCCUCGGGCCCGGGCCACAGCCGCGCGGGCAGCCGCACGGACUUCAUCCUGCCGCCCGGGCACCGCGAGCCCGCGCCGGCCAGCGCGCAGCCCCGCGCGGGCUCGGUGCGCGUGCACCACUCGCGGCAGGCGUCGCGCUCCGACUCCAUAUACACCAUCCGCCGCAGCUCCGAAGUGGGCCCCUGGCGCCGCGCCUUCUUCUGGAUGAUCCGGCGCCAGCAGCCGGCCAUAGACACCAGACAUCUGGUAGUCAUCCCCAACCACUUAGUGCCUGACAAGACCCCCCUGAAGGACCACCCGAACGGACAGAGAUGUGAUAACAAAAUCAGGACUACGAAAUACACGCUGUUGUCCUUUUUACCAAAGAACUUGUUCGAGCAAUUUCACAGGAUUGCCAAUGUGUACUUUAUAUUUAUAGUUUUGUUGAACUGGGUGCCGGCGAUCAAUGCGUUCGGCAAGGAGGUGGCCAUGCUGCCCGUGGUGUUUGUGCUCGGUGUGACGGCCAUCAAGGACUUGUUUGAGGACCGAAGGAGACACUUAUCUGACAAAAGAAUAAACAAUUCUUUCUGCAGGGUGUAUAAAAAAUCAGCGGAGCGAUACGUCAGAGUGAAAUGGCGAGACGUGCGAGUGGGGGACCUGGUGCACUUGUCGAACAACGAGGCGGUGCCGGCGGACAUGGUCCUCCUGCAGUCUUCCAACCCGCUCGGCAUCUGCUACCUCGACACGUGCAACCUGGACGGCGAGACCAACCUGAAGCAGAGGAUAGUGGCGCCAGGUUUCAGGGACAAGCAAGCGGAAUUCAAUCCACUAAAAUUCCGGAGUUCAGUGGAAGUUGAACGACCCUCUACAAAAAUAUAUCGGUUUAAUGGCACGAUAUCCCACCCAAACGGGGACAGAGUACCGCUUAACUCCGAAAAUCUGCUAUUGAGGGAUUGCUUAAUCAAAAACACUGAUUACGUAGAAGGAAUCGUGGUAUACGCGGGACACGAAACAAAAGCUAUGCUCAACAAUGGUGGUCCCAGGUACAAAUGUUCAGGUUUAGAAAGAAAAAUGAACACUGAUGUCAUAUGGUGCGUUCUGGUGCUUCUCUUCCUCUGCUGUGCCGGCGCUGUCGGCUGUAAAGUAUGGUUAGACCAAUACCAUCCUCUGGUGGCCAAAUUCACGCCGUUUCUUCCACAACCGGGCAAGCCGGCAUACGAAGGGCUGCUCAUAUUCUGGACUUACAUAAUAGUGUUACAAGUCAUGAUACCGGUGUCUCUCUACGUUACGAUCGAAAUGACGAAACUGCUGCAAGUGUACCACAUACACCAGGACGUCGAGAUGUACGAUCCUGAGACGAACACGCGGGUGGAGUGUCGAGCGUUGAACAUCACGGAGGAGUUGGGGCAGAUCAAUUACUUGUUCAGUGACAAGACGGGGACGCUGACGGAGAAUAAGAUGGUGUUCAGGCGGUGUACAGUGAACGGCGUGGACUACGACCACCCGCCCGGGCCGCCCACCGAGCCGUCGGCCGAGCUGCCGCCCAUCGUCACGCCCAUCACCAGCGUGUCGCCCAACAGGAGGAUGCUCCAGCACUUGUUGGACAACAACGACGCUCAGCAUACGCAAAAGGUCCGCGAGUUCCUGCUGAUAUUGGCAGUUUGCAACACGGUGGUGGUGAGCCUGCCGCACGUGGACUCUAUGCAGUUGAGCGACUCCACCUCGGGAGACGUGCAGAAACCCUCGCGCUCCAACGGCACCCUUCGAUCCAACGACAAAUACGCCAGACUGACUGAAUCCCGGUCGACGACGCCGUCGCCGCCGCCCUCCACCUCACCCCUCAGAAUUCGUCUGCCGAAGCUGCCUUUUGGCUCGCGAGAGGAGACUGAGAGCGAGCCUAGUACAUCGACUGCAGAGCAGCAGUUUGCGCGCUACGAGGCGGAAAGUCCCGACGAGCUGGCGCUAGCGGAGGCAGCGCUCGCGUACGAAUACGAGCUACGGUGCCGCGCGCCCGACGAGGUCGAGGUCGGCAUACGAGGCGAGCUUACGAGGCUCAAGGUGCUGAGGGUGCAGCCCUUCGACUCCGUGCGGAAGUGCAUGUCCGUGGCGAUACGCACGCCCACGGGACAGGUGGUGCUAUACGUGAAAGGCGCUGACAGCACAGUCCUGGGAGCCCUAGCGCCAAUGCGCGCCGGCUCUGCCGAGUCGGCCGCCUACGAGAGGACCCGCUCGCUUCUGUCGGAAUACUCGCGCGCGGGUCUACGGACGCUGGUCAUGGCCAAGCGGACGAUGCAACCGGCUCUUUGGGAGGAGUGGCUCGCUGGCCACGUGAGAGCUUCCGAGAUUGGCGAAGGUCGAGAGAAACGCAUUCGCGAUUCACUGGCGCGAUUGGAGAGCGCCUUGACGUUAGUCGGGGCCACCGGCGUCGAAGACCGACUACAGGAGGAUGUGCCGCGGACCGUGCGAGCGCUACUGGACGCCGGCAUCGUGGUGUGGGUGCUCACCGGCGACAAGCCCGAGACCGCCAUCAACAUCGCCUACUCCGCCGCGCUGUUCUCGCAGAGCGACCGCCUGCUGCACCUCAUGUCGCGGGACAAGGAGCACGCGGAAUCAACGAUCAAGAGUUACUUGGAAGGCGGCGCGGGCGAGCGCGCGGGCGGGCGUGCUUUGGUCGUGGACGGGCGCACACUCACGUACAUCCUGGACCGGCGCUCGGGGCUCGUGGCGCCCUUCAUGUCGCUGGCGCGGCGCUGCUCCGCCGUGCUGUGCUGCCGCGCCACGCCGCUGCAGAAGGCCUACAUCGUCAAGGCAGUGAAAGAAGAAUUGGGGGUGACUACGUUGGCGAUCGGUGACGGCGCCAACGACGUCUCCAUGAUUCAAACUGCUGAUGUUGGAAUCGGUCUGUCGGGGCAGGAAGGGCGGCAAGCGGUGAUGGCGUCAGACUUCGCGCUGUCGCGCUUCAAGUUCCUGGAGCGGCUGCUGCUGGUGCACGGCCACUGGUGCUACGACCGCCUCGCGCGAAUGAUCCUCUACUUCUUCCUCAAGAACGCCUCAUUCGUGUUCCUAGUGUUCUGGUACCAGCUGUACAACGGGUUCUCGGCCAUGGUCAUGAUCGACCAGGCGCACCUCAUGUGCUACAACCUCAUGUUCACCGCCAUCCCGCCCAUUGUCAUAGGUGCAUACGAUCGCGUGGCGCCGGGCGCUUUACUAACGGAGCGGCCGGGCCUGUACAGCGCGGCGCGGCGCGGGCUGGCGUACCGCGCGCACUCGUACUGGCUCGUCCUGGCCGAGUCCGUCUACAUCAGCGUGUGCAUCUACUUCACCGCCGCCGCCGCCUACUGGGACACCGACGUGGGGCUCUGGUCCUUCGGCACCGUCUGCAUGACGGCCUGCCUCGUCGUCAUGCUGCUGUACGUGGCCAUCGAGACGCGCAGCUGGACGGUGAUUCACGUGCUCGCUCUGAGCGGAUCGCUGCUGUCGUUCUUCGUGUUGACGCUGAUCUACGAGUCGGCGUGCGUGGUGUGCUUCGGGCUGCCGAGCACGCACCGCGUCAUGCAGCACGCGAUCGCCGACCCCAUCUAUUGGCUCGUCGUCGUGCUCAGCACAGUCAUGGCGCUCGCGCCGAGGCUGGCGUGGCACGCGGCGCGCAACUCGGUGCGGCCGGGCACGCUGGGCCGCGCGGUGCUGGCGCGGCGCCGGCGCUCGCGCCUGCCCUACGCUGCGCACUACCGCUCCGCCAACGCGCACGCGCACGUCUACAGAUCGACUGACGAGGAUGGUCUCCAAAAAACGCAGGCGGAGGUGGCCGCGAUCACGUGACCUCCGCCACGCGCGCCGCCACAUACCCUAGGCUGUGAUCUGUCAUACAACUUGUAUCGUAGAGUAGUGAUGUAUUGCGCUUCACGCGGGACCAAGCCGGGGCUCGCCUCGGCCUCACCCCAUGUUGCGGGGCCGUUGAACUCAUAUAAAACGAUCGAAUGUUAUUGAAUAACUUAACGAAUGUUAUGUGACUUCGCAACGAGCGUUCUUCAAAUGUUUCAGGAAGACAUCCUUCUUUAUAUGGGAUCGAUGGCUAUCACUAUACAGUAUAAUAAUUUUAUCCUAACGCUUUGUACUUAUACCCCAAAAGACUAUAUUGGACGAAUUCACCGCUCCUCACACGUUCACUUUUGUACGCGUAUUGCCGUUUACCUUUUGUAUCUUAACGUUAACUGGUUAGAAUCUAGUCUUCAUCGUAACUGUAAGUAAAAUGGCGCCCAUCACUUGAAUUGUUCUUUGAUCUGCCAAUUUUAUUUAAUAUUACUAGUUAUUUUUAAUCAGUAUUUACGAUUUUGAUCAGCUUCGAAUAGAACUUGGUAUUUAUGUAGAAAUUAAGUAUGAGUGAUGUUUUUGAUCGAUUUAAAUUUAUUGUAAAAGUUUUUCACAUUGAGAUUAGACUUCCGGAUGCUUGAAAAGUAAACGAUUGUCGCCUGAUAAUUCGCUAUUAUUAAAGUUAUAUAAAACAAUAUACAAACAACGCAGACUCGUUAACAUUGCCUUGAUGACCAAUUAUAGUUAAUCAAUGCCUCAACUUGAAAAGUAGUAAAUAGAGCCGGUGUUGAGUGAUGAUACUUAUGCAAUCUUUCAAAGUGUUCAUUCUUGAUCGUUGGAUAUAUACUUGUGUAUUAUUGCUGUUCUAAAGGAAUGGGAUAGAUAACAACCAAUGUGUAUUUUUCUAGUAGUUUGUGUCGAGCGACUCCCAAGCGCUCUGGUCGCACGAAAUGCACCCGUUGCGUUAUUUCACAUACUUCAUGUUAAUUAAUCAUGUUAAUACAUAAUAAAAAGAAUCUUUUCGGUACUAUACAAAGUCUCUGUAUAGCAUAGAAUGUUAAAAUGGUAUUCCUCCUAGCAGUACGUAACAUAACUUUUAGCGUUAUCGAGCGAGGCUAUAGCGGCGCGUGCUGUCAAUGCCGCAUGUUGUUAUCAGACUUAUACAUUCCAUUGUUGGUGUUAUUUAAUUAAGCCUAUCGCCGAUUGUUAGCCGAUACGUCACGCAAGUGCCUUGUUCCCAGCGAUAGGUGCAUUUCCUGCAGAUUUACAAUCCUGUCGAGUGAUUAGAUGAUUCCUAAAAGAUAUGACUAUUUUAUAUUGUUUCUAGCCGUUUGUAUAUAGAGACGAAUAUAUAUUUCUAUAUGAAUGAAGAUUGUUAUAUGUACAGUAGGAUAUUUUUAUAUAAAAAAUCUUUGUGUAAAUAACAUGUAUGUUCUAAGACUGUUGUUCAUUUUAGAGCUUUUAAUUUGUUUAGUUAAAUUAAACUAAUAGGUUAUUGUGUUAAAAACAUGUAUUUUCCAGUCAUUUCGUAGAGUACGCCGCGCUGGUAGUUCUGAUAUUUUUUAUGUCAGGAUAGAUGAGUUUCUUGCCAUAUUGUGAAAUCGGAACUUAGUGAUUAACAAAUUUUAGUACAAGUUUUAUUAAGCUAAAUAAUUAUGUAUUGUCAGCUUUUCUAUUAUAUCGUAGUUACUUUGAUCUGUAUAAUUUUUUUGGAAAUAAACAUUAUCAUGGUAUUGAUGGGCAAAAGCCAAGAAAGAUCGUAACAACUAGUCUUAUCAACGAAAUUGGGUAUUAUAGUACCAGUACUUAUUAGAUUGAUUGUUGACGAUUAGUCUUCUGUUAUACUUCCGCGCCCGAGGGCCCUUGUGUGGUAGUUAAGUCAUUAUUAAUAUUGUUGUGGCUUAUCACGCUCGCUUCUUCCAUCGUUGUCUUUGUAUUUUAGUCUUCUUACAUUUACAUACUUUAUGCAUUUAUGUUUGUGAUAUUAACAAAAAUCUUGUUCCAGACUAAGUAGUGACUAUUGACAACCAGAUCAAUGACUAGAAAAUACAUUUAUACAUAAUUGUGUUGUU
Ostrinia furnacalis (Asian corn borer) is the source of this 6467-nucleotide messenger RNA. Its product is annotated as probable phospholipid-transporting ATPase VA. The transcript has 16 exons. The record is from RefSeq and is a predicted model, not a curated record. The coding region runs from base 376 to 4404 and encodes 1342 amino acids. Gene Ontology annotation, biological process: phospholipid translocation. Gene Ontology annotation, cellular component: plasma membrane. Lineage: Eukaryota; Metazoa; Arthropoda; Insecta; Lepidoptera; Crambidae. Gene Ontology annotation, molecular function: ATP binding; ATPase-coupled intramembrane lipid carrier activity; magnesium ion binding.